AUGUCAACGUCGUUAGUGAUUUGCGUCAAACGUGCUCAAGUGUUAGCUUUUAAUGAAGAAAUCUAUGCCUUGAGAAAAAACCUGGAACUACCGCUGAAGUCUAAACUUCGUCCUUUCAAGCCAUUUUUAGACGACGUCGGACAGUUACGGGUAGGCGGACGUAUCCACCACGCUCCGGUAGACUACUCAGCAAAACAUCCCAUUCUGCUACCAGGAGAUCAAUUGUUGACUCAACGGAUAGUGUGGGAUCAUCACGUGAAAAAUUUGCAUGUGAAAGCUGAGACGUUGUUAGCAAGUAUACGUUCACGUUACUGGAUACUUUCUGGUCGGAAUGUCAUCAAAUCAGUCUUGAAUAAUUGCUGGACUUGUAAACGCCGAUCGUUAAGGCAAUGCCACCCCUUAUGGCAUCGCUUCCAGUACAUCGGCUUACCCCGUAUCGCCCUGCUUUUGCCUUUACGGAUCGAUUACUUCGGUCCUCUUACUGUACGAGUUGGUGGAAGAGGUGUAAGGCACGAAAAGCGAUGGAUCAGUCUUUUCACGUGUCUUACAACCAGGGCUGUCCAUUUAGAAACUUCAGAUGAACUCAGUCUGGAAGAAUUCUUGCUGUGCUUCACCCGGUUCGUCAGUGUACGUGGAAAUCCGGAGGUAAUUUACAGCGACAACGGAACAAACCUUGUUGCAGCUGAGCAAGAACUUCGCCAGGCUCUGGAAGAACUCUUCGAAAGACGCAACGAACUCCAGACCAUAAUGUCCUGUCAGCAGAUAGAAUGGCAUUUUUCUCCUCCGGAUGGGCCCCAUUUCGGGGGAGUAUGGGAAAGAUUGGUUCAAUCGUGCAAACGUGAGAUGAAAAUCAGUGUUGGGACUCGCCUCGUCACUGAUCGUGUCCUAAGAACCGUCGUUGCCGAGGUAGCCGCCUUGCUCAAUUCAAGACCACUGACUCAUCUCGGUCAGCAUGGAUCCUGA
This is a messenger RNA of Daphnia magna, 963 nucleotides long. RefSeq lists its product as uncharacterized. Gene Ontology annotation, biological process: DNA integration. The record is from RefSeq and is a predicted model, not a curated record. NCBI's taxonomy places the organism in Eukaryota, Metazoa, Arthropoda, Branchiopoda, Diplostraca, Daphniidae. Gene Ontology annotation, molecular function: nucleic acid binding. Bases 1 to 963 code for a protein of 320 amino acids. The transcript has a single exon.